UCUCUAAGUUUGAAACCUUGCGUGAGCUUCCUUUCUCUUUCCUUCUGUUGUUUGUGUGUCUUGAUAAGUUGGGGCCUUGGGGUUGAUGGAGAGUGGGGGGAGAGUGGAAGCAGCAGGCCCAUCUACAAGUGCUUCUUCUUCUUUUUGUUGUAGUUCUUCUUCUUCCUUGGUUGGUGAAAAGCAGGAACCACGGCAAGGAGAGAUGAUAACCGAGAAGAUUAGCGAGAAGGUUCGUAGUGAUGAGGUUGUUGAGGAGGAGGAAGAGGAAGAUGAUGGGCUUGUGUCUGGUUUUGUUCCAGGUCCCCUGGUUCCUCUCAAGGAACAGCUUGAGAAAGACAAGGAUGAUGAAAGCUUAAGGAGGUGGAAAGAGAAGCUGCUUGGUUGCAUUGAAGGAGAUUUAAAUGGCCAAAUGGAACCUGAAGUUACAUUCCACUCGAUAGGAAUCAUCUCUGAGGAUUGUGGAGAACUGAAUACUCCCUUGCCGGUGGAUGAGAAACAAAAAGGAAAGGUACUGUUUACACUCAGAGAGGGAUCUAAGUAUCAACUUAAGCUGGCAUUCACAGUUAAGCACAACAUCGUCUCUGGAUUGGCAUACUGCAAUACAGUGUGGAAGGGUGGAGUUCAAGUUGAUCAAAUGAGAGGGAUGUUGGGUACAUUUGCUCCACAGCGGGAACCCUAUGUACACUGCUUGGAUGAAGAGACCACUCCUUCUGGUGUGCUUGCGCGUGGAGUUUACCUGGCAAAACUGAAGUUUGAAGAUGAUGACAAGAGAUGUCAUUUAGAACUGAACUAUUCAUUUGAGAUUAAGAAGCGCAGCUAACCAAAAUUUUCUUGGAGGAACUUACGUCUCGCAUUCUGUUUCCUUUGAGCCAUUGUUUACACAUAUGUUCACAUGGAUCACAUUGUCAAUCUGGAUUUUAAGCACUGUAACACAUUCAAAGGGUUGAAUUCAGUACCAAAUCUCUCUCUCUCUCUCUCUCACUCACACACACACACACACAUUCACAGCUGAUAAUUUGUAUGAUCCUCCUCUGGUGAAGGGGUGUUCAGGCUUUUUUUUUUUUUGGUGGAAGGUGUUCAGGCAUAGAAUCUUGUCAUGGACCAGGUCCAUCUCCAUGUAGUCAUUAUCUUGUUAUUAUCCCCUAUUGGAGGCUUGGAGCUCUUUUGACAAUAGAAGAAAUUGCAAUGCAUUAGCCUCUAUUCUACUUGUUGCA
Nelumbo nucifera (sacred lotus) is the source of this 1214-nucleotide messenger RNA. Its product is annotated as rho GDP-dissociation inhibitor 1-like. Lineage: Eukaryota; Viridiplantae; Streptophyta; Magnoliopsida; Proteales; Nelumbonaceae. Gene Ontology annotation, biological process: Rho protein signal transduction. The record is from RefSeq and is a predicted model, not a curated record. Gene Ontology annotation, molecular function: protein binding; Rho GDP-dissociation inhibitor activity. Gene Ontology annotation, cellular component: cytosol; membrane; cytoplasm.